Ctenocephalides felis (cat flea) is the source of this 363-nucleotide messenger RNA. Its product is annotated as protein krueppel-like. NCBI's taxonomy places the organism in Eukaryota, Metazoa, Arthropoda, Insecta, Siphonaptera, Pulicidae. Gene Ontology annotation, molecular function: RNA polymerase II cis-regulatory region sequence-specific DNA binding; DNA-binding transcription factor activity, RNA polymerase II-specific. Gene Ontology annotation, cellular component: nucleus. The transcript has a single exon. The record is from RefSeq and is a predicted model, not a curated record. Gene Ontology annotation, biological process: regulation of transcription by RNA polymerase II. Bases 1 to 363 code for a protein of 120 amino acids.
AUGAACUCUGAAGUGACAAUCGAAGAAGAAGUGAAACAGGAGUUAGUCGAGCCAGCAGUUUAUGAAUGUGACAUUUGUGAUCAAUCAUUUGCAGAAUCUGAUCAAUUAAAAGAGCAUAUGGUCGAUCACAAGCCUAGUAAUAGCAAAGAACGCCCUUUAAAAUGCGAAAUCUGUCAUAAGACUAUCAAAACAAAACGUUAUAUGAAAACUCACAUGCUUUUGCAUAGCGGAGAACGCCCCCAUAAAUGCAGUAUAUGCAAUAAGACAUUCGCACAAUCAAGUUAUCUGAAAACACACAUGCAAAUUCACAAAGGAAUACGCCCUCAUCAAUGCAAUGUUUGUAACAAGACAUUACGGAGUUAA